Messenger RNA from Triticum dicoccoides, 568 nucleotides. RefSeq lists its product as uncharacterized. The record is from RefSeq and is a predicted model, not a curated record. The coding region runs from base 38 to 457 and encodes 139 amino acids. The transcript is spliced from 2 exons. Lineage: Eukaryota; Viridiplantae; Streptophyta; Magnoliopsida; Poales; Poaceae.
CACCAUCAUUCCAACAACUUAUUUUCAGAACUUGGUCAUGGCGUUCAGCGGUGCCCAGAUUCUCGCUGCCUUCACCCUGGGCUUUCUUCUCAUGGCCUUCUGUGUGGAGGCUAAGAUAUGCACGGCCCCUAGCAAGUGGGGCCAAAUGAGCACUUGCAAGACCACGGCUUGCAUCGGGGCCUGUCAGUACGAGCACUUUAAGGGUGGGUACUGCUCCAGCAACGACGGCAACUACUUUCACAUACCUAAGAGAAAGACGUGCAUGUGUACAUAUGACUGCUGGAAAAACCCCACCACCACUGUCAGAACCUACGUGCCUAAGCCACCGGGUGAACCCGAGGUGCCCGAUCCUAAGAAGAAGUCGCCGCCAUAUGAACGUGAUGUGCCGGAGCCGCCCUCGGGAGAAAACAAGAAGAAAAGCUUCCGCCAGCUGCCAACCAGUGAGCAAAUGGUCUAGUCCGCCCGUCCGUGGAAAAUGAUUUCAAUAAGAGAGGAAUUAAUCAAUACUCCUACUUGACUUGUACAUAUGCAUAAUUGAUUACGUGAGAAUAAUAAAAAUCUUGGUACU